GCGAUGUGGCUGCUGUUCCUCGGGACGCUGCUGGCGGUGGCCGCCUCGACCAAGCUGAUUUCCAAGCCGAGCUGGGAGCCCCGCAGCCUGAUGAGUCCGUGCGGGCUCGACGAGUACCCCUCUGCCAGCAACUGCUGCCGGCGCUGCCCUGCGGGCCAGUAUGUCCGUGAGCCCUGCAGCAGCACCCACACCCAGAGCGAGUGUGCGACGUGUGAUGAAGGGACGUUCACGGCCUUCCCCAACGACCUGCGGUCCUGCUUGCUGUGUUCUUCCUGCUCCGAGGACCAGGAAGUGGUGGCGGAGUGCACUCCCACCAGCAACCGCAAGUGCCAGUGCCAGACGGGCCGCUACCUCCACCCCGACUCCAAUGAGUUCUGCGCACCGUGCAGCCCGUGUCCCCAAGGGAAGGUCGUCCUGCGGACGUGCAAUGCCACAGCAGACACGGUGUGCGGCCUGCCCGGUCCAGGUUUGCACGGCAGGCACCACUUCCUUGUCCUCGGAGGCUGUCUGUUUUCUGUGACUGUUGCCAUCAUCUUUUUCUGCUUCAGCAAAUCAAAAGACAGAGAAGACGAGACUGUGUAUCAUUCUCUUCAAGGUGACUGUGACGGACAAGAAAGCGUGGUGAGUGCCGGCCAGGGGACAUGCCCCUCUUGUCCUCUACGACCACGGUGCCCGUCCCAGCCCAGCCUCCCGUCCAGGGUCAGAGAGCCCCACAUUAGGAGGGCCAUGUCAGCCCCAGGACGCUGCUGGGUAUCAGCCAGACAGGAGCCGAGGGCCAGAGCCGGAGGACCUUCAAAUCGGUACGGUUCUAUUCACAUUGAGGAAACCGAGGCAGCCACAGGCCUCGAGGUGCCUUGACGGAGGCCAGCCGAGCCAGCAGCAGGGUGCUGAAUCCCCCACUCAAGACAUUUCCUUCUGUGUUCGAGGCCGGAAGGCUCAGCACCCUUCAGGUCAUUGCACGAGAACCCGGGUGCGGACUCUCCGGGCCCCCGGAACCGAGACGUCAGCUUGGAUGUGCCCUGUGAGACCCCGAUGCUCCCCCGGACCCCAGAGAGCCCAGCGGGUGUGCAGGGCCCGCAGCCUGCAGCAGGGGAAGGGCUGGGCCCCACCCCGCCACCACCGCCUGCCCCU
Molecule: messenger RNA, 1131 nt
Organism: Molossus molossus (Pallas's mastiff bat)
Lineage: Eukaryota; Metazoa; Chordata; Mammalia; Chiroptera; Molossidae
Product: tumor necrosis factor receptor superfamily member 6-like
Exons: 7
Coding region: 4-858 (284 amino acids)
Biological process (GO): positive regulation of apoptotic process; TRAIL-activated apoptotic signaling pathway
Cellular component (GO): cell surface; plasma membrane
Molecular function (GO): protein binding
Source: RefSeq, a predicted model, not a curated record